AUGGGACUAAGCAAACAGUCAGGGAAGUUCUUGCUGAUGGGUAUCUUGAUCAUUAUAGGCCUAAGAAUGCUUACAAAGCCAGAGCUAUACUUAUUCAUCUGGAGUAAUCCUGCAACUUAUUAUGCGAGUUAUAUUACACUUCAUACUCCAGAUGCCAAAAUAGUUAUACAAGCCUACGGAGGCGCGAUUUUACUUUUUUCAAUUUUAUUUUUGUUAAAAGUUGAAGAAGUGGGCGAAAUGCUAUUUUAUAUCAUUUUACUAGGAAAUUUCUUUGUGUAUAACCCAUUUUCAGCUCCUACUGAAGAAAUUUUUCAAGUUUGCUUGGCCAACUUGGCACUUAUGGCAGCAAUCUUAAUUUUGAUGGAUGGAGUAUGGGAAAAAAUAGCCACUUUUGCAGAAAGAGCCAGAGGUAAGAGGAAGUAA
Molecule: messenger RNA, 423 nt
Organism: Blepharisma stoltei
Lineage: Eukaryota; Ciliophora; Heterotrichea; Heterotrichida; Blepharismidae
Source: the annotation of a GenBank genome assembly